AUGCAGCUGUUGGCAAAGUCGAUCCUAUUGGCAGACCAAGUGGCCAAGGCAGCGGAAGAGUCCAGUUCCUCGUUCAAGCAAGAGUGCUUAGAACUCAAAUCAAAGACAGACAAACUCGCAGGGCUUCUUCGACAGGCCGCACGUGCGAGCUCCGAUUUGUACGAGCGUCCGACGCGGCGCAUCAUCGCCGACACCGAACUCGUACUCGACAAGGCCCUGUCUUUGGUUCUGAAAUGCCGCGCCAAUGGCCUCAUGAAGCGCGUGUUCAGCAUCAUUCCGAUGGCGGCGUUUCGCAAGAUGUCAUCCCAGCUCGAGAAUUCCAUCGGCGACAUGUCGUGGCUCCUCCGGGUGUCGGCUCCGGCGGAGGAUCGGGGGGACGAAUAUCUCGGCCUCCCUCCGAUCGCCACGAACGAGCCCAUUUUGGGCCUCAUUUGGGAGCAGGUGGCUACCCUCCAUACGGGCUCACUCGACGAUCGAUCUGACGCAGCAGCCUCGCUGGUGUCGCUCGCACGUGACAACGACCGUUACGGGAAGUUGAUCAUAGAGGAAGGUGGGGUUGGACCCUUGUUGAAGCUGAUUAAGGAGGGUAAAAUGGAAGGUCAAGAGAACGCUGCCAGGGCUAUUGGGCUUCUGGGCCGUGACCCUGAGAGCGUGGAGCUUAUGAUCCACGCGGGUGUGUGCUCUGUCUUCGCCAAAGUCCUCAAAGAAGGACCCAUGAAAGUUCAAGCUGUGGUUGCCUGGGCCGUGUCUGAGCUGGCAGCUAAGUACCCUAAAUGUCAAGAUCUUUUCGCUCAGCAUAAUAUCGUUCGCUUGCUUGUAAGCCAUCUUGCAUUUGAAACCGUUCAGGAGCAUAGUAAAUACGCAAUUUUUAGCAACAAACCCACAUCAAUCCAUGCUGUUGUGAUGGCUAGUAAUAAUUCUAAUGGCAAUAGUGUGAUAAAGGAGGGUGAAUAUGAGGAAAGGCUGAUGCAAAGUCGAAUGCAGCAUCCCUUGGGAAAUAAGUACACAAAUCAGAUGCAUAAAGUGGUCACAAGCACCAUGGCAAUGCAUGCUGCCAACAAGCAACAGGUACAGUCCAAUCAAGACAAUGAGGUGACUCAGAACUCACAAGGCGUUCAGCCAAAGGCCAAUGGUAAUGGUAAGCAAAACCAUCAGUCCCACCAGCAAAGCUAUACCUACUCUGGGAUUAACAUGAAGGGAAGGGAACUAGAGGACCCUGAGAAUAAGGCUUACAUGAAAGCAAUGGCAGCAAGAGCCCUCCGACAGCUCGCCAAGGGAAACGUAGCCAUUUGUCGGAGCAUCACUGAAUCGAGGGCUCUGUUGUGCUUUGCCAUUCUCCUUGAGAAAGGGUCUGAAGAUGUGAAAUACAAUUCUGCCUUGGCUGUGAAGGAGAUCACGGCAGUGGCAGAAAAAGAUGCAGAAUUGAGGAGAUCAGCUUUCAAACCCAACUCUCCUGCAUGCAAGGCGGCUAUUGAUCAAGUGCUGAAGAUCAUAGAGAAGGAAGAUACAAAACUUCUGAUUCCUUGCAUAAAGGCUAUUGGGAAUUUGGCAAGGACAUUCCGGGCAACGGAGACAAGGAUAAUUGGUCCCUUGGUCCGGCUUCUUGAGGAAAGAGAGGCAGAAGUGUCAAGGGAAGCAGCAAUCUCUCUCACGAAAUUUGCCUGCUCGGAAAACUACCUCCAUCUGGAUCACUCAAAGGCAAUUAUAAGUGCAGGAGGUGCAAAGCACUUGGUCCGGCUUGUGUAUUUUGGCGAACAGACAGUUCAGAUUUCAGCUCUGGUUCUGCUCUCCUACAUUGCAUUGCAUGUGCCAGACAGUGAGGAACUUGCUCGGGCCGAGGUUCUUGGAUUUCUUGAAUGGGCUUCCAAGCAACCUAACGUGACGCAGGAUGAAACCCUCGAGGCAUUGUUGCAGGAAUCCAAAGGUAGGCUGGAGCUUUAUCAGUCUAGAGGUUCAAGAGGAUUCCAAAAAUUACAUCAAUAG
Messenger RNA from Sphenostylis stenocarpa, 1983 nucleotides. Lineage: Eukaryota; Viridiplantae; Streptophyta; Magnoliopsida; Fabales; Fabaceae. The record is from the annotation of a GenBank genome assembly.